AUGGGGUUGUUUAAAAAUGGCGGCAAAGGGAGGAUUUCCUUCGUGGUUACUUGACGGAAAAGAGCGCAUAAGUAGUUCUCAGGAUUGGAAAGCCUUUGUUGCUGAACUACAUGAAGUGAUACAACAGCAACUUACAGAAAGUCACGUUCAACAGUUUACAGACCUGUCAGAUGCUGAAAAGACUUUAUUCAUGGAAAGGGCUGCCAUGGCUCUACAGGGAGGCCAAGCAUAUGAUGCACUGUAUGCAAAGGUUUCACUAACUAUGGACCAGUGUUUAAGUAAUGAAAUAGCAAGGGAAUUACUUGAAGAAUCACCAAUCAAUACAAAGACUGAUUUAAUCCUUAACAAUGCCAAAGAAGGUUCAGUUGGCAUUUUAAAGAAAUGGCCAGAUCUCAAAAGCAAGUUGCAUGUUUGUUUCAAUCAGUCUUUACCUUGGGCACUGCGGCACAUUGUAUGGAGACUUUUUCUAAGUAGUACUAAAGCAAGGAAAGAGUAUGUAGACAUAUUGUCUACUAACCCAAGAGCAGCUAUGUCUGAGCUAGACUUAGAAAUUUCUCAGAAAUGUGAAAACCUGUUGAAUUCAGAGACAACAGUUGAGGAGCUCAGGGGAUCUGUAGGUGCAUUUUAUGGAAUGAAGGCAGUGUUGUCAUAUUACCAUUCAAGAAAACAAAGCAGAGUCAGCCUCACAGACAUAGAAUAUAUGUUAAUGCUUCCGCUGAUAUACACAGCAUCGAAAAGCAUAUCAAGACGGGACCCUCCCCCAAGUCAUGUUGUUGCUAUGCUUGUUGAAGAAUAUAUUUCUUUAAUGGAGUCCAGACCAGGAUAUGUGGUGGAUUCAGGAUCAGAUAUACAUGAUGAAGAAAUGAAGAGUUUCACUUUCAAAGUUGCCCAGAUUAUACAGGAAAGAGACUCAGACUUGGCAAUCAAAUUGGGGCAGGCUUGCAUACCAUCAGAAAAAAUUAUAACUACUGAAGCAGCCAGACAAAGUGUAUUUGAGGAAGGUUUGACAACUUUAGUGAGACCUUGCAUAAAAGCAUUAUUUGUAGGCUUCCUGAAUAUUGACACAGUGCUGUAUAUAUGGGACCAGUAUAUCAUAGGUUUGGAUGUACCUGGCUACCACACAGAAUGUCUUCCAGUGUUCACAGUGGUAUAUCUCAUGCUUCUCAAGGAUCAACUAAUGCGUUGUGAUGAUAUCAGUGCAAUGGAAACUGUGUUGAAAGAGGGAAGUAGAAAUAUAAAAACCAGCCAAUUUCAGUACUUGGUUAACAGGUUUUUCUAUAGAGAUCUAUAUGGACUAUUGAAUAAAGAUGAGAAGACUGGUCUUCCUGUACUUGAUCCUACACAAACUAAGUAUCCACCUUGGCAUCACUGGUCAAAGGGAAGGAUACCUUCACACACUACAGCAGAGACAAGAAGGUUGGCAAGAGAACAAAGGGAAUAUGAGAGAGAAAGAUUACUUCAGCAACAGAGGGAAGCAGAUGACAAGAGAAGAGAUGCAGAGGAGCAACAGAGAAGGGAUGCAGAAUAUCAAAAUAAACGAAGAGCUGCUGCAGACUUAGAAAAAGUAGAUGAAGAAAAAUUAUAUUUGGAAAAUCUUUUAGAUGAGGAGAGAAGACGAAGGGAAGAAUCAGAAAGGAGAGCUGCAGCAGAGAUCGAGAGAUUGCAGAAAGAAAUUGAAGCAAUGAAGGGAAGGAAAUUUAAAUCUCCAGCUCCAUCUGUUUUCUCACUGAGGUCUGUUAUCAGCUACCUGAUCCCAGCUCCACCACCCAGUAGAGCAUCAGGUGCUGUGACAAAGUUCAACAUACUUCCACCUCCAAGGUCCCCUACACCACAUGACCCUGAGAAAGUCCAGGCACAGAGGAUCAUGCUGGACAUACUAGGAAAGGUACAACAGACAAUUUUUAAAAUUUCUCAAGGCGACUCUAAAGAAGCAGCUGACCUAGAUAAGGAGUCAAGAGAAGCUUUGAAAAACCACAGAAAUGAUUUCAAAUUUGCAGAGAAACAAGUGUUUGGAAGGGAGCUUAGACCCGGGGAGUUUGAUUCUCUGCCUGAAGAUGAAAAGGAGAAGAAAAGUGAGGAAAUGAUGGGUGUUAUAAAAGAAAGGAUUGAAGGGAGGAGAAAAGCAGCUUUGAAUAAAAAGAAAUGAGAGUUCAAUUCUGGAAAUACAUAUACAUGUAACUGAUUAAAUCAUAAUGGUGGCAUUGAAAGAUGUUUUCAUUUGGUUCAUUAAAUGCACGCUGGUCAGCUCAGGAUGGUUAAGGCCAUUGAUGUUCAGUAAAUGUCUGUUAAUAACACUCAAGAACUUCCUGGUUAAUGUAAUGGAUGAUGACCUGUCUGUGAUAUAUAUUCCUUAUUAUCAGUCCAUUUACAUAACCAAGCCUAAAGUGUUUGUGUAUAACCUGUACAUCAUACAUGUACAAUCCAAUUCUGGCUAUGUUUUAUUAAGUACAUCAUGAACAUUGUGUUGUUAUCGACAAUUUAUAAUUCAGGGUGUUAAUGUACAGACACAUUAGCCUAUUUUGCUGCAUAAUUAUUUACUGUUUUUUUUUUCUGUACACUUUACAGCUUUGCUUCCUUGUUUGUGAACAAAUUAGUAAUUAGAAAACUUGGAAUAUGUAAUUCAUCAUAAUUUAAAUAAACACUGUAAAAAUGCUAUUUGUAAAAUUAUUUGUAAGUCAUUAUUUGAAAAAUAACAAGCAGUAUAAUAUACCAUACAACGUACCUGUAAUAUCAUUUAUUGAUACAUAACAAGGGUACUGAUUGUUGUUUUAACGAAAGGCUUAAAAGGCUUACAUGUGAGUACAUCAGACUGAAUUUUGAA
This is a messenger RNA of Lingula anatina, 2821 nucleotides long. RefSeq lists its product as uncharacterized. The record is from RefSeq and is a predicted model, not a curated record. Lineage: Eukaryota; Metazoa; Brachiopoda; Lingulata; Lingulida; Lingulidae.